AUGUUUGCUGCACUCCGCUCUUCGUUGCGGAGGGUACGUCCCCGGCUAACGUCGAAACGUAUCUUGGGUGCUAGAUACUCAAACUGGUCGCCUGAAAAUUCCCCUAUUCAAAGUCACUCAUGGGAACAACCAGAGACGUUGCAGGACAUGAUGGGACCCGUCGUUGAGGACAUGUUAGAGGAGUCAGAGUCGGAGUCUGAGGAUGAAGGAAGAGAAGAAGAAGAUAGGGAGGGAGCUUUGGGAAAGUGGAGGUAUGGCGCGCAUGAAACUCUAGUCACCGCUCCCGCCCACCGACUUCACUGCCAUUCAACCCGAACCAAUACCAUAAACACCUUCACUGACGCCAAUGGUGCUAUCAUCGCUUGGUUCUCUGGUGGGUCUUGCGGAUUCAAAAAGCGCAACCGCUCGACAUACGAAGCUGGCUACCAGUGUGCUAUUCGCAUGUUCGAAAAAAUAAAAACCCACGCAGCGAAAGAAAAAGACUUCAGGGUCGAUCUGUUUGUGAAGGGCUUCGGUCAAGGACGCGAGGCGCUGCUCAAAUCGCUUGCGACUGCCCAAGGCGACGAUGUUCGACGUUAUAUCACUUCCAUUACCGACCGAACGCCCAUUAAAAUUGGUGGUACGCGUUCUAGAAAGAUGAAGCGGAGAUAG
Mycena indigotica is the source of this 651-nucleotide messenger RNA. RefSeq names its product putative 37S ribosomal protein S18, mitochondrial. Gene Ontology annotation, molecular function: structural constituent of ribosome; small ribosomal subunit rRNA binding; mRNA 5'-UTR binding. Gene Ontology annotation, cellular component: ribosome; mitochondrial small ribosomal subunit. Gene Ontology annotation, biological process: maturation of SSU-rRNA from tricistronic rRNA transcript (SSU-rRNA, 5.8S rRNA, LSU-rRNA); translation; ribosomal small subunit assembly. The coding region runs from base 1 to 651 and encodes 216 amino acids. NCBI's taxonomy places the organism in Eukaryota, Fungi, Basidiomycota, Agaricomycetes, Agaricales, Mycenaceae. The record is from RefSeq and is a predicted model, not a curated record. The transcript has a single exon.